AUGUCACGAGCGGAAUACCUACAGAAAUACCUAACGAAGGACGACUCCACGAAGAAGGCGAAGAAACGGAAGCGCAAAGAGGCUGGCGUGAUCAUAGCGGACGAUGAUGUGCUGGGCUGGGAUAAUAACAAGGAGAAUGGGGAUGAGGAUGAUCCGGUUACCGGUAUGAUUCCCCCCGUCUUACACAUUGCCCGGAUUUAAACGCAUGACCUCGAUGUGACUAUUCUUAUAUAUAAAACACUGACGGGUGUAAUUUCUCGCUGUCAGCCGGUCCUUGGAUUCGCUAAUUUAAUUCACAGUUGGCGAAAUGACAAAGGCCUUCCGUCGGACGACAAAGUCCAACUGGAAAUCAGUGGACGACGACGACGACGAUGACGACGCCGACGCGAUAAUUUCUGCGAUGAAACCGGGGAACCAGGAAGAUCAACCGGCAGUUGUUGAAGAAGAGGGUGAGAAGCCCACGACAGUACAGAAAAUGUCCAGUGGCGCUCACGCCGGUCUCCAAACCGCCGCACAGGUAGCUGCUCAGCUGGAGCGCCAACGAAAAGCCGAAGCCGCACGCUUCGCAGCGGAAGAUCCGGAGACCAGCGGGAGGGGGCAAGAGACCAUCUAUCGCGAUGCCUCAGGACGAAUAAUCAACAUCGCCAUGGCUCGCGUCGAGGCUAGGAAGAAGUUGGAGGAGGAAGAGGCCAAGCAGCGGAAGUUGGAGGAGCACUUGAAGGGCGAUGUACAGCUCGUGCAGGGGGCAGAGAGGAAGAAGAAACUUGAAGAGGCAAAGUAUGCGCCCAUGGCGCGCUACGCCGAUGAUAAAGAGCUCAAUGAGGAACUGAGGGAACGGGAUCGCUGGAACGAUCCCGCGAUGGCCUUCCUGAGCAGCAGGAAGAAGGGAGUUAGUAAGACAGGAAAGCCACUGUAUCAGGGUGCUGCGCCGCCGAAUAGGUAUGGGAUCUUGCCGGGACAUCAGUGGGAUGGUGUUGACCGGGGGAACGGCUGGGAGAAGAAGUGGUUUCAAGCGCAGAAUGCCAGGAGGAAUAGGGCGCAGAUGGAACAUGAUAUGGAGAUUGAUGUUUAG
Tuber aestivum (summer truffle) is the source of this 1072-nucleotide messenger RNA. NCBI's taxonomy places the organism in Eukaryota, Fungi, Ascomycota, Pezizomycetes, Pezizales, Tuberaceae. The record is from the annotation of a GenBank genome assembly.